AUGCCUCCUUUGCAGUCUGACUGGAGCUCCUCUGGACUGAAGGGCCUCAUUCCCUCCUUGCUGCACCACACUCUGCUGGGGUACAACUUACUCAUUCCCGACGCAGUAGGUGGUUCUCUAUCUGGGGACCUGGUGACUGACGAGGAACUGUUCAUCAGGUGGCUGCAGAUUGUAGCCUUCCUCCCCGUCAUCAGCUUUGAGACACCUCCCUGGGUCUGUGGGGAGGACCGGGUGCUGAACUUGACACGGGCUCUCAUCGCGUGGCACCAGGACUUUGUGGUUCCACUGGUGACGAGGUAUGCAGAGGACUGGAUGACCUCGGGGAGCCCAAUUUACCGGCCCCUGUGGUGGCUCAGCCCUGAUGACCCCGCGACCUUCACCAUUGAUGACCAGUUCCUCAUCGGAGACGAGGUCCUUGUUGCCCCGGUAAUAGAGAGGGGGACAGUACGGAGAAAUAUUUACCUGCCCGACGGGGGCUUUCAGUGGCAGGACAGCCGCAACGCCCAGGUUUUCGACGGGGGAACUCUCUUGGAGGACUACCCUGUCGCCCUCGAGGAGGUUGCCAUUUUCUUACGGAGGAGAUCUUGAGGCUCAAGUCACGUGAUUUAUACGUGACCUAUCCGGAUACUAGUUUCGAAUCUUUUAUUUUAUGUUUUACUCGUGCUGUUCUCAAGUUGCACUUUUCCACAAAGACAAUUGACAGAGGCUCAAGACUUCUUCUUGAGAUUAGAUGUGAAUAUUUUUAUACUUGCACUUUACAAUUCAGAACGAUUUGUAUUUUAUUGCCGUCGUUUUCUUCUCUCUUCUUCCUUUUUUAAACUUUAAUCUGCUGUACCUCUCGGCUGAUUGUUUCAGGACUUCUUUUUUGUUUCUUCUAAUCAUUGCUGUUCUUGUUUUUUUUGUAUCUAAGAAAGAAACCUAUGUGUUUACAUAUGAUUCAUUUCUAACGUUUAACUGCUGCCGGUUCUCAUGGAGACAUAGAGUACCAACGCAAGCCCCUCGUUCGCUUAAAAAGAAGACCAAACGAAGGAAAAGAAACAGAAGAAUAUGGUUUCUGCUAACGGAGAGCCUGGAAGGAAUGAAUGAGAUGCUUGCUUAAUAUGAGAGAGGCUGAAGCAGCUUGGUAUGUCUCUUUCAUUCUUUGGAACAGCUUUUACUUGACCUAGGCUUAGAGCUGAUGUAUGAUGAAUGUACCUCAACUUCAGUUUUUUCAUUGCUUUACUACGCUAACAAUCAACACUUACACACUUCAAGACUUCGAGACACCCCUUUCCUUUAAAGCACUUAUUCUUUCAACUCAUGCUCAAACAAUAUGCAGAAUAUAAUGCUAAUAUUCUUUAUUUUACUUUACAACCUUAACAUACACUACUUGACCAAAAGUAUGUGGACACCUGCAGGUCAAACAUCUCAUUCCAAAAUCAUGGGCAUUAAUAUGGAGUUGGUCCC
Molecule: messenger RNA, 1446 nt
Organism: Oncorhynchus kisutch (coho salmon)
Lineage: Eukaryota; Metazoa; Chordata; Actinopteri; Salmoniformes; Salmonidae
Product: SITS-binding protein-like
Exons: 4
Coding region: 1-588 (195 amino acids)
Source: RefSeq, a predicted model, not a curated record